This is a messenger RNA of Salmo salar (Atlantic salmon), 4378 nucleotides long. The record is from RefSeq and is a predicted model, not a curated record. Lineage: Eukaryota; Metazoa; Chordata; Actinopteri; Salmoniformes; Salmonidae.
GAUGCUAUUGCAUAAUAUUUUCUAUACACGACAUAUAACGUUCAAUUUAGCAGCAAUGGGACUAGAUAAUGAAACAUUAAUGAAAACGCCACAGCAGACGGUACUGUAGGUUUUUUGGUCCCCGCUACCUACACUACUUAGUGGGCGGGGCGACGUUUGUAGUCUUUUAGAGAUAUCAACAACAUGCCGGAGUCCAGAACAGACGAGAAAGGAGAAAAGCCCUCUAAAAACAUAAUUUCAGUAAUUUCUCAGUUCGCUGACGAUAAUUUAACCAUUAUCCGGAACAUCAGUACUGGACUAGCAAUUGCCGGGGUAAUAGUAAUAUCAAGGAGUAUUAAAUUGAUCACUAGGUUUGGAGUCGCCUCUGAGAUCCCAGCAAGGUUCAUAGAGAAGAAUGUGAGCCUCAGAGGGAGAGUCCAGACCAUCACAGAGAUCGGCCUGGAGGUGGAGCACAUCCCCAUCUACAUCCCUGUCCUCUCCCCCCUGCUGGCUAAAGGUGGUGGUGGUGUGUAUCCACUGGCUGUGCGCCUGGCGGGGGUGGAUCUGACCCCAGAGGGGAGGGUGUGGCUGAAGCAGCACCUGAGCCCGGCCCAGACGGUGUGGCUCAAACUGGUCAGCAGAGAGGAGGAGACACUGCACUGUCUGGUGUCUGUUAGCCGGGGGUCAUUGAGGAGUCUGUGUCUGAAUGAGGAGGUGUUGAGGUUGGGGCUGGCACGCACUGUCCCAGUCUCUGGACUCCACCCUCAGUCCCACCUUUACCUGCGACUCCACCAACGGCUGCUCAAGGCAGAGGUCAAGGCCGAGCGGAAGGGGCGAGGCAUGUGGAAAGAGGAUAGCCUAUGGGAGAGGACCUCACAGGCUGUUUGGGACAACUCACUGGUGAAGCUCAUCAGGACGAUCUUCAAGUGGACGUGAUUGGUUGGUUGAUUGACUGGUUGAUUGAUUGAUUGGUUGACUGACUGAUUUCAAGUGGGCUUGAAAGUAAGUUUAUGAAUGUUGCAAGGCUCAGGCCCGUCUCAGAAUACAGCUGGGUCAUUAUGUGUCUGUGUUUGAGAAGUGGAUCAUCUAUUUAACAAUCUUUUCUCCUGUACUUUACUAUCGGGGAAAAGUGUGAAACGAUGUCUCAAAAGAAUGGGGGUAUGGACUAAAUCGUAGACAUGGGACAAAAAUGUUUUGACCUACGUGCUUAUCAAAGUUUAUAUGUGUGUGUGUGUGUGUGUGUGUGUGUGUAUAUAUAUAUAUAUAUUGGAGAUUAAACGCACUGACACGGCAAUGACAAGACAGAAUAGAAACCAGUCUACUUACAGUUAGUGUUCCCCUUCGUGGGUCAGAAAAUGUUGAUGUUUGAUUAGAUAAUGUAAAGAAACUUGGCUGUCAGAAAUCCACAUAUCAAACGCAUUAAAAAAUAUAUAUAUAUAUUUUCCCGAUUUGUGAAAUAAAUAUGAAUUGGUUAAUUCAUUUCUGCAUUGUGUUUUAAUAUUCUAGAUGAUCAAUCAUGAAUGAGUAAUGCUGCAUAUAAAAGCCAUUGUGAAAUUUGAUGGGAGAUUGUGAUGGGGGCGAUUACAAAUUCUCUUUGGGGAGGUACCUCAGAAAGCGCUGGUUGGAUAGAGGGUAAUUUCAUGCUAAUGUAUUUAAAUUAUGCCCAUAUGUAUAUAGAAAUUAGUUGUUAUUUUCUAAGUUAUUCAAUCAAUAUAAUAACCAAACAUAAGGACUGUCAGUGGUUUAACAACAUUGACGUAUCAUUUCAAAGAAUAUAUAUUUUUAAAUAUUUGACAUUCAAAUUGAAUACCUGAAGUCCCACCAAAAUAUCUGGAUUCUAUUGAUUCUCUGUCUCUAAUUAAACAUUUGUUUAUGUGUUAUAGGACAGUCAGUAUUUGAUGGAUUAUUAUUAUUUUUUUUUAAAAUUAAGAGUAGAUUAUGGUACUCCCUUAUGCAGCUGUUACAUUUCAUCUGGACUGGAUGAUUGAUGUAAAUAUUGAAGACUAUUUAAUGGUUCUCAUAUCCAGUUCAUGUUCAGCUAAAGAGGUAGACAACUUCUAAUGUGGGCUAGAGUAACGUGGGCUAGAGUAACGUGGGCUAGAGUAACGUGGGCUAGAGUAACGUGGGGACUAGAGUAACGUGGGGACUAGAGUAACGUGGGCUAGAGUAACGUGGACUAGAGUAACGUGGGCUAGAGUGACGUGGACUAGAGUGACGUGGGCUAGAGUGACGUGGGCUAGAGUGACGUGGGCUAGAGUGACGUGGGCUAGAGUAACGUGUGGGCUAGAGUAACGUGGGGACUAGAGUAACGUGUGGGCUAGAGUAACGUGUGGGCUAGAGUAACGUGUGGGCUAGAGUAACGUGGGGACUAGAGUAACGCGGGGACUAGAGUAACGCGGGGGCUAGAGUAACGCGGGGGCUAGAGUAGCGCGGGGGCUAGAGUAACGCGGGGGCUAGAGUAACGCGUGGGCUAGAGUAACGCGGGGGCUAGAGUAACGCGGGGACUAGAGUAACGUGGGCUAGAGUAACGUGGACUAGAGUAACGUGGACUAGAGUAACGUGGGCUAGAGUAACGUGGGCUAGAGUGACGUGGACUAGAGUAACGUGGGCUAGAGUAACGUGGGCUAGAGUGACGUGGGCUAGAGUGACGUGGACUAGAGUGACGUGGACUAGAGUGACGUGGGCUAGAGUGACGUGGGCUAGAGUAACGUGUGGGCUAGAGUAACGUGGGGACUAGAGUAACGUGUGGGCUAGAGUAACGUGUGGGCUAGAGUAACGUGUGGGCUAGAGUAACGUGUGGGCUAGAGUAACGUGGGGACUAGAGUAACGCGGGGACUAGAGUAACGCGGGGGCUAGAGUAGCGCGGGGGCUAGAGUAGCGCGGGGGCUAGAGUAGCGCGGGGGCUAGAGUAACGCGUGGGCUAGAGUAACGCGGGGGCUAGAGUAACGCGGGGCUAGAGUAACGCGGGGGCUAGAGUAACGCGUGGGCUAGAGUAACGUGGGCUAGAAACGGGCUAGAGUAACGCGGAGGCUAGAGUAACGCGGGGGCUAGAGUAACGUGGGCUAGAGUAAGGGCUAGAGUAAGCGGAGGCUAGAGUAACGCGGGGACUAGAGUAACGCGGGGGCUAGAGUAGCGCGGGGGCUAGAGUAGCGCGGGGGCUAGAGUAACGCGGGGGGCUAGAGUAACGCGUGGGCUAGAGUAACGCGGGGACUAGAGUAACGCGGGGGCUAGAGUAACGCGGAGGCUAGAGUAACGCGGGGGCUAGAGUAACGCGGAGGCUAGAGUAACGCGUGGGCUAGAGUAACGCGGGGGCUAGAGUAACGCGGGGGCUAGAGUAACGCGGGGGCUAGAGUAACGUGGGCUAGAGUAACGCGGGGGCUAGAGUAACGCGUGGGCUAGAGUAACGCGGAGGCUAGAGUAACGCGGGGGCUAGAGUAGCGCGGGGACUAGAGUAACGCGGGGACUAGAGUAACGCGGAGGCUAGAGUAACGCGUGGGCUAGAGUAACGUGGGCUAGAGUAACGGGCUUGAACUGGCAGCCAGGUCUUCCUGUACUAAACUGGGCUGUAGCUAGAAACCAGAAUAUUCAGAAGGCUUAAGCUGGGCCAUGGUGGAAAGAGAGAUGGAGGACUAGAGAUAAUGGAUAAGGAAAUAAUGUUGUUUUCUCCUGUCUAAAUAGUGUGUUGUUUUCUCCUGUCUAAAUAGUGUGUUGUUUUCUCCUGUCUAAAUAAUAUGUUGUUUUCUCCUGUCUAAAUAGUGUGUUGUUUCUACACCUGCAUCUGCACUGUGCUUCUACACCUGCAUUGCUUGCUGUUUGGGGUUUUAGGCUGGGUUUCUGUACAGCACUUUGAGAUAUCAGCUGAUGUACGAAGGGCUAUAUAAAUUGAUUUGAUUUUGUUUUCUCCUGUCUAAAUAAUGUUGUUUUCUCCUGUCUAAUGUUGUUUUCACCUGUCUAAAUAAUAUCGGUUGUUUUCACCUGUCUAAAUAAUGUCGGUUGUUUUCACCUGUCUAAAUAAUGUCGGUUGUUUUCUCCUGUCUAAAUAGUGUGUUGUUUUCUCCUGUCUAAAUAAUGUCGGUUGUUUUCACCUGUCUGAAGAGGCAUGUUUUGAUGUUUCAGAAGUCCAGAUGUUUUUAGCAGGAGAAAAAACAGGCUUCUUUAACUCACACUGUCUUAUCUAGAUAAAGAAAUAAAACAACUUGUUUUUAUUUAAUCUCAAGAACAUAAUAGUUAAAUGGGCAUUCUUUUUUAGGGUCAAAAUACUAAUAUAUUUUAUUUGACAGAAGAAGAAGAAGAAGAAAAGCGGUACAGACAGAUUUGCUAAGUGUUUAUAACUGAAAGGUUUCCACAUGUAAUUUUAAAGAGUUGAAAAACAAAUAAAAAAAUAACUAUUACCUUUUAA